Molecule: messenger RNA, 1652 nt
Organism: Otolemur garnettii (small-eared galago)
Lineage: Eukaryota; Metazoa; Chordata; Mammalia; Primates; Galagidae
Gene: XPNPEP3
Product: X-prolyl aminopeptidase 3
Exons: 9
Coding region: 96-1652 (518 amino acids)
Cellular component (GO): mitochondrion
Molecular function (GO): manganese ion binding; metalloaminopeptidase activity
Source: RefSeq, a predicted model, not a curated record
GGAGCGAUUGGCCAGGUUUCCUGGCGACUCGGCUUCUUGGGUGCUGUUUUCGUGGCUUCUGUCUUUUUUUAUUCUGACGCGUGUGCUGGCUGGUCAUGCUUUGGCUGCUCUCAGCUCCCAAACUGGUUCCUGCUGUAGCAAACGCUCGCGGCCUCUCAGGAUGCAUAUUGUGUUUUCAACGAAGGUAUUCCCUCCAGCCUGUCCCGGAGAGGAGGAUUCCAAACAGAUACCUAGGCCAGCCCAGCCCCUUUACACACCCACACCUUCUUAGACCAGGGGAGGUGACUCCAGGACUAUCUCAGGUAGAAUACGCACUUCGCAGACACAAACUGAUGUCUCUGAUCCACAAGGAAUUGCAAGGGCAGAGUGGGACUGACCAGACCAUAGUUGUACUCUCCAACCCGACUUAUUACAUGAGCAACGAUAUCCCCUACACCUUCCACCAGGAGAACAAUUUCCUGUACCUGUGUGGAUUCCAAGAGCCUGAUAGUAUUCUGGUCCUUCAGAGCCUCCCUGGCAAGGAGCUACCAUCACACAAAGCCAUGCUUUUUGUGCCUCGGAGAGACCCCAGUCGAGAACUUUGGGAUGGCCCACGAUCUGGCACUGAUGGAGCAAUAGCUCUAACUGGAGUAGACGAAGCCUAUACCCUAGAAGAAUUUCAACAUCUCAUACCAAAACUGAAAGCUGAGACGAACAUGGUUUGGUAUGACUGGAUGAGGCCCUCUCACACACAGCUUCAUGCUGACUACAUGCAGCAUCUGAUUGAGGCCAAAGCCAGGAGCAAGAACAAGGUUCGGGGUGUCCAACAGCUCAUACAGCGCCUCCGGCUGAUCAAAUCUCCUGCAGAAAUUGAACGAAUGCAGAUUGCUGGAAAGCUAACAUCACAGUCUGGGCUAGAGCAGCCCUAUAGAAAUCCUUUAGUCAUACCAGGUCGUUGUUUUUCACAGUUUGAAUUUGAAUGCCGAGCUCGAGGUGCAGACAUCUUAGCCUACCCACCUGUCGUUGCUGGUGGUAACCGGUCUAACACUUUGCACUAUGUGAAGAAUAAUCAGCUCAUCAAGGAUGGAGAAAUGGUACUUCUGGAUGGAGGUUGUGAGUCUUCCUCCUACGUCAGUGACAUCACCCGUACUUGGCCUGUCAAUGGGAGGUUCACUGCACCGCAGGCAGAACUCUAUGAAGCUGUUCUAGAGAUUCAGAAAGCUUGCCUGACCCUCUGCUCCCCUGGGACAAGCUUGGACAACAUAUACAGCAUGAUGCUGAAACUGAUAGGACAGAAGCUUAAAGAAUUAGGGAUCAUGAAGAAUGUUAAAGAAAAUAAUGGCUUCAAGGCUGCUCGAAAAUACUGCCCUCAUCAUGUUGGCCAUUACCUUGGGAUGGAUGUGCAUGACACUCCAGACAUGCCCCGUUCCCUCCCUCUACAGCCUGGGAUGGUCAUCACAAUUGAGCCAGAAGCGGCGGCCAGAUCCUGCCGGCCGGACAGCGGGGACAGGAACCCGCGGCAAGCCGGGGCUGGGGCCGAGGCGGAGGAAGCGGCCGCCGCCCCAAUUGAGGGAGUGCAGCCGGGGGCUUUCCAGGGGAGGAAGGAGAGCGACCCCUUUGGAAUGUUUCCACCCUGCUCACUCACGUCGCUCCGGCCCCGCCCCAGCCACUAG